CUCGGUAGUAAAAUAACAGAAUGCAAGGAGGCGGUUGAAUGGACCAGCAGAGAACGUGAUGAUUUGAUCUCGUCUGGAUAAAUGCAACAAACCGAGUCCAAAGGCAACUUGAUCACAGUUUACCGCGCGCUUUGAAACUCGCUGGGUGCUUGGCGGCGCUUUUAAAAUCCCGUUUGAAACACGCGCCGGGUUUCACUCAAAGGAAAUUGUGAUUUAUUUUUUCUGGUGAUUUACAAUAAUUAAUGUGCGCGCUGUGUAUGUGCUUUAAUUGUGUCACACGAUGCUAACAAUAAAAGCCUAAGGUAAUUUUCUUCACUUUGCUCAGAACUUUUAAAAAUGAGGACUUGCAAAGAUCCUCAGCAAGAUGCAGGCGACGGGAGUCCCGCGACUACUACGGCCGGCCGACCAAAUAACACAGAGUGACCAAAAUACGAGUUAAAUGGACGAAAGGAGGGCCUAGAGAUUAAAAAUGCGUGUGAUUGUAUUUAAAUUAUUUAUUUGGCUACACGUCGCCAUGACAGUUAACAGUAUUGGGGAUCAAAAUGCGAACAUUGAGUCAAAAAAUGCAUAUAUAGAGUCGGAAUUAAAACUUAGAGGUGGCAAGAGCCAUCAAAAUCGUUACGCGUCGGUUUUGAUGGCGAAUAGUAGAAAUAGUAAGAGUAGUUCGUCGACAACCCAAAGAAUGCCUUGGUUGCAUCAACCUUCAAAUAGUAAAUACAGUUACAAUAAUUUAAAUUCGGUCCAUUUGAGACAUGCAAGAUAUCCAACCCUUAACUCCGUAUGGACGAGGUUGGAAGAACUCCAAACGAGGCACGUCGUCGCGACCACGACGUCGACGACGACGACACCUUCACCAAAAUACCAAUACCAAAAAUAUUAUAGGAUGAGUGAUAAUUUAUUGACUGAAAACUACGGUAGUGACGAACUGGAUAGUAAUGACGUCGACAACGACGAUAACCUGCCAGAUUACGAUAGCUGGGACAGCGGAAAAGAUGAGGAAGAGGAAGAGGAGGAGGAGGAGGAGGACGAUGAUUUUUUUCGCGACGAAAAUGGUUGGCAGGCCGAAGAGGCGACCACGGUAGCGCCGCUGGGAAGGCUACAAAACGAACCUUCCAGUAGCAAUCCGGAACUGAACGCCGCAAUCGAGCACAUGCAACGAAUGAAUAUCGGCUCUCGAUGUCGCGAUCCACUUCCACGUGUUUUGUCGGUCCAAAACAUUCACCCGUUUCCGGAGAAAAGGUAUUCGCCACACUGUACCGUUUUACAUCGCUGCUCUGCGGAUACGGGAUGCUGCAAAAAUCAUUCCAUGACGUGCGCACCAAAGAAUCAUUCCAUCGUUUAUCUAUAUUUUUUCACAACAAUGAUUAAUCAACCGCGGUCCACAGUCGAAAAAUUACCCUUCGUCAACCACACCGAGUGUGCGUGCUUAGAUAAAGCAGAUGAACCUCCAGCUUUGGAGGCCACAAGGACUGAAGCGAGCAGGGAUGGAAUACGGUCGUACAGAUCGAAUAUUUCAGUGCGAGCGGUAGAUUCCUCACUGUACUCACCAGAAACCAUACGAAGAUGUAAGUGCCCUAAAGAGUACAACUCCAUGUUGGAUCGCGACAACAACUGCAGCUGCGACUGUGACGACGACAACGAAGAUUGCGUUCGAUUCAAAAAAGGGAAAGAGCAUUUUUCGUUAAGCGAUCGAAGGUGCAUCAUGGUUGGAGAGUGUGGACUUCCCAAAUGUGAAUAUGGUCCUUACCUGAGAACGAAAGGGAGGUGUACAGACAAAAAUGAGAAACUGGACGCAUUCGCAAGUGUUUCCUCGAAUUUUUAAUAAAGUGAUAAAGAUCGGACUAAUGAAAAUGUUUGAAAUUUUAUUUUCAUUACCUUUUCUGUGUAUUUUUAAAUUUACAUGUCAUACUGAAUCGCAUCUUAAAAUGUAAUAUAAACGUGUAUAUUUACCAUUUUCAUAUUAAUUGUCGUCUAAAUAUUAAAAACAACGUAUACGUUUU
This is a messenger RNA of Photinus pyralis (common eastern firefly), 2000 nucleotides long. RefSeq lists its product as uncharacterized. Gene Ontology annotation, cellular component: membrane. Gene Ontology annotation, biological process: hemocyte migration. NCBI's taxonomy places the organism in Eukaryota, Metazoa, Arthropoda, Insecta, Coleoptera, Lampyridae. The record is from RefSeq and is a predicted model, not a curated record. Bases 470 to 1822 code for a protein of 450 amino acids. Gene Ontology annotation, molecular function: growth factor activity. The transcript has 7 exons.